Molecule: messenger RNA, 2001 nt
Organism: Rotaria sp. Silwood2
Lineage: Eukaryota; Metazoa; Rotifera; Eurotatoria; Philodinida; Philodinidae
Source: the annotation of a GenBank genome assembly
AUGAAAUUUCAACAAAUUGAUACAACUCAUAUUUUAGUAUAUGAAAUGAUUGAACAAUUUACUGCUAUUCUUUUACAAUACUGCAAAGAAAUUGAUGGAAUUUAUGAUCUUUUUAUUAAAUAUAAAGAUAAUCCACCUAUAUUUAAAGAUUUUCCACCUAUUGCUGGUGUUAUUCAAUGGACUCGUUUUUUAUUUACUCGUAUAAAACUUCCAAUGAUUAAAUUUCAUCUAAAUCGUGUGUCAAUAUCAAUUGAUUCAUUACGUUCAAUAGUAAAUAAAUUAAAAUUAUAUAAAGAAAAAUGUCAUUUAUAUCAAUAUGUAUUUGAUCCAAUUGGUACAAAGAAAAAAAUUGAAAUAAAAUAUUUAAUAAAUUAUGGUUCUAAUUUAAAAGAAUCAUUAAUUGAAUGUUAUUAUUUAGAAAAACUUGGAUUUAAUUUACCGGAAUCAAUUAUACAAAUAAAAUUACAAUAUUCUAACUAUGAACAAUUAUCAAAUGAACUUUGUUUAAUGUUUGAAGAUUAUCAUUUAACAAUACCAUCACCUGAUUCUGUUGAAGUAUCACUUCUUCAAUCUUAUAUUGAUCAUAUUCAAAUAAUUAUUAAACCAGGAACAUCAAGAAUAUCAUUUGGUGAAAUUGGAAGUUUACUUACUUGUCGAGAAUAUUUUGAAUUUCUCGAAAAUAAACGUAAAGAAAUUAUAUUAAGUUUAAAACGACGUUAUGAACUUAUUGGUCCUUUAUUAAAUAAAGUCAAAACAUUAGUUUUUGGUACGAAUACUGAAAAACAUAAAAGAAUGCAUCCAUUUUAUACAUAUUGGGAACAUGAAAUAUUUGCUUCCUUAGUUGAAUUAGUUAUUCGUAAUCUAUGUCAAUUUUAUGAAAAUAUUUNUGGAUUUAAUUUACCUGAAUUAAUUGUACAAAUAAAAUUACAAUAUUCUAAAUAUGAACAAUUAUCAAAUGAACUUCGUUUAAUGCUUGAAGAUUAUCAUUUAACAAUAGCAUCACUUGAUACUAUUGAAGUAUCACUUCUUCAAUCUUAUAUUGAUCAUAUUCAAAUAAUUAUUAAACCAGGAAGAUCAAGAAUAUCAUUUGGUGAAAUUGGUAAUCUUGAUUAUGUCAAUGAAUGUAAAAAACAAUUAGAAAAAUUUCAUUCAAUUCUCAAUCAAAUACGAAAAAUUUCAUUAGAUAUUCAUGAACAUCUUGAAACUUUUCGUUUUUGUAUUAUUGAUCCAAUUGUUCCACGACAUAAUGAUGGAAGUUUAUUUACUUGUCGAGAAUAUUUUGAAUUUCUCGAAAAUAAACGUAAAGAAAUUAUAUUAAGUUUAAAACGACGUUAUGAACUUAUUGGUCCUUUAUUAACUAAAGUCGAAGCAUUAGUUUUUGGUACGAAUACUGAAAAACAUAAAAGUAUGCAUCCAUUUUAUACAUAUUGGGAACAUGAAAUAUUUGCUUCCUUAGUUGAAUUAGUUAUUCGUAAUCUAUGUCAAUUUUAUGAAAAUAUUUUUGGCACUUUAUCUCUUUUUACAGCUGAUAUUAUACUUGCUCCUCCUCGUAUUAAAUUACAACCACCACUUGAAGGAAUUAUUAAUUCUAUUCGACGUAGUGCUCAUGAAAUAAGUCAAUUACCUAAACAUUUCGUACGGUGGUUACAUGGUACAUGUAUAUCAUGUCCCGUAAUACCAGUAAUUGAGGAAAAUCUUGAAUCGCCUGAUUUUACUUUUUAUAAUGAUGUUAAACAACAUCGUGAUGUCAUUUCAACAUUAAAACCAGUUCGAUCUUAUGCUUCUGGAUUAGUUGCUUCUAUAAAUCAAACUCUUACUCAAUUAUUAACAUAUAAUGAUUUAUGGAAAAGUGAUAAACAAAAAUAUACAAGUCGAUUUGCUUUAAAAUCUCGUACAUAUUCUGAUUAUGAUGAAAUAAUGAAAAUUUUUUCUAAUAUUUAUUCAAUUGAAUUAUGUUUUAAACAAUUUCAUCAAGCAUUAACAUAUCAUUGUAAAGAAUAG